Lethenteron reissneri (Far Eastern brook lamprey) is the source of this 2289-nucleotide messenger RNA. RefSeq names its product prickle-like protein 2. The record is from RefSeq and is a predicted model, not a curated record. Gene Ontology annotation, molecular function: zinc ion binding. Lineage: Eukaryota; Metazoa; Chordata; Hyperoartia; Petromyzontiformes; Petromyzontidae.
AUGUGUGCCUAUGCUGUGUCGAGAAAUGUUAACUCCCUCGCCUGGUACGCAGGAUGUCCUGAGGGCGGCGACGCUGCGGGCGGCGCGACGAUGGAGAAGGCGGUGGGCAAGGUGGCGCACGAGAUGCAGCGCAACUCCGUCUCCGACGACGACGACCCGUGCCGCGCCCUUGAGGAGUACACGUGGGUCCCGCCAGGACUCGAGCCCGAGCAGGUCCACCGCUAUUUCCGCUGCCUGCCCGAGGAGCGCGUGCCGUACGUCAACAGCCCCGGAGAGAAGUACCGCAUGGAGCAGCUGCUGCGCCAGCUGCCGCCGCCCGACGACCAGGUGGGGUACUGCAGCUCUCUGGGCGAGGAGGAGAAGCAGGAGCUGAAGCAGUUCAGCGCUUGGCGCAGGCGCGAGGCGCUCGGCCUGGGAGCCGUCAAGACCUUCCCCGUCACGACCCUGGAGGGCGCGACGUGCGAGCAGUGCGGCGGCGGCAUCGCCGGAGGCGAGGUGGCGGUGUUCGCGUCGCGUGCGGGGCACCCCCCGUGCUGGCACCACCCCGCCUGCUUCGUGUGCGCCGCGUGCCGGGAGCUCCUCGUAGACCUCAUCUACUUCUUGGCGGACGGGAAGCUCUACUGCGGGCGGCACCACGACGAGCGCUUCAAGCCGCGCUGCGGCGCGUGUGACGAGAUCAUCUUUGCGGACGAGUGCACGGAGGCGGAGGGCCGCCACUGGCACACGCGCCACUUCAGCUGCGCCCAGUGCCACGUGGCGCUGGGCGGACGGAGCUACGUCAUGGAGCACGGGCGCCCCUUCUGCUGCCCGUGCCUGCGGGCGCAGCACGCGGCGGCGGCGGCGUGCCGGAGCCGCCACCGGCACAUCGGUGAGGGGGCCGCAGACGCCGGCGGAGGAGCCGCGCUGCCGCGUCCCGGCCGUCAAAUUCGCGCGGCUGCCGGCGCCGACGGCAAACGCGCCGAGCGCGUGCCGGGAUUCCGCGGCUAUGCCGAGUCGUCAUCGCGAGGCGCCGCCGGCGCGGCUGCUGCCGUGAUGUCGGCGUACGAGCCGGACCAGACUCCGAAGAAGCCCCGGGCUUUCCCGACGCGGCGCUCGGUGACGUUUGGCUGCGGGAGGAGCUCCCCCGAGGCGGCGAUGGGAGGCGCCGGCGGCAACCCGCCGGUCGACCGCGACCACCCUCCGUACGGCCUUCCCAAGAGCCGGCAGCGGACACAAGAUGGCCCCCGGGGCGGCGGCGGCGGCGUCCGGCAGGCCGCCCGCGAGGCAGCGGACGAGAUGAGUUUCCCGCCGUCUCCUUCGCCGGGGUCGUGCGUCCAUGAGGGAUGUCGCGAGGGGGCUGCGGCGGCGGCGGCCUUCAGCGGCAGGGAGCCGCGGCAACAUUCGCGGCUCGGCGUGGCCGUGCGGGGGCUGAUAGACGUGGGAUGGGCGUCGCCGCAUGACUCCGACAGCACCGGCCUCUCGGUGGACACUGACGGCAAAUCGCCCGACCAGCCGUCCAAGUCCGUCGGCGGCGGGUGCGGCCUCGGCUCGGCGGAGAAUCUCAGCGCGGCGGGCCCCCUCGCCUCCGCCUCUCGCUGCCGCAGCGCCGAGUCGCGCUCCGGCCUCCGCUGGAGCCGGCGCCCCUCCGAGCACGAGCGGGGCCGCCCCUCCCAGCCGGCUCCCCUCCAUGGCUGCGACCGUGCGCUCCGCUCCCAGUCGCAGCCGCGCUUCCUCGCGCAGUUGGAACCGAGCGAGCGACCCCGCCACCGCAGCCGGCGGCGGCGGCGUUACCAUCGCUCACGCGAGCCGCGGAGCUCGCGCUCGGAGAACGCGCUGCACGAGCCCGCGGCCGUGGAACGGAGCCGGCGCCGCUUCGAGGACGAGCCGGGGGCACGCGCGCACGAGGACUGCGAGCGGCUGACGCGGCGCAAGUCCGAGAUGGACGUGGGGGCGCGGGGCGGCCACCCGCAGGCGCCGCCGCGCUCCGUCUACGCGCCGGACGACUUGGCGCUCGACCCGGACGACGGGCGGGACGACAGUUCGGACGACUGGUGCUCCACCUGCUCCUCGUCUUCCUCGUCGGACUCGGACGACGACGGGUUCUUCCUGGGGCAGCCGAUCCCGCGCACCGUGCUCGUGCUGUCGCUGCGGUGCCGCGAGGGCGGCGGCGGUGAUGCCGCGGCGAUGGCGGCGGGGACGGUGGCGGGGACGGUGGGGUACGGCGGGCGGUCACCACACUUCAUCACGAUGCCAGCGAUGUCGAGGAAGCAGCAGAGCCGGCGCAGGAAUAAGAACUGCAUCAUCUCGUAG